Molecule: messenger RNA, 1065 nt
Organism: Colletotrichum chrysophilum
Lineage: Eukaryota; Fungi; Ascomycota; Sordariomycetes; Glomerellales; Glomerellaceae
Exons: 1
Coding region: 1-1065 (354 amino acids)
Molecular function (GO): protein binding
Source: RefSeq, a predicted model, not a curated record
AUGUAUCGCCGAGUUCUUGAGAAUGUCGUCGUUUUCAUGGCCAGUGUCGCCGCGGCUAAACCAUUAUGCGAGUCUGGACAGUGGGUGAAUCUAGCCUCCACCCCGUCGGCUCGUCAGGAACACGGAACGACCGCUAUCGGCAACGCAUCCAUUGCCAUUCUCGGCGGAAUCGUUCCUACGAGUAACGGCACCGAAACAACCGACCUCUUCCAGCUCUACGACAUCGCCUCCGACACCUGGCGAACUGCAUCGCCUGCACCUUACAAAGUCAACCACCCCAACAUCGCAGCCGUAGAUGACAAGGUUUAUCUUCUCGGUGGGCUGGUCGUGGGACCCACCACCCCUGGCUUGACGAUGAACUGGGUGGCUUCAAAGUCUUCUUAUGUCUACGAUGUUGCCACCGACGUCUGGAGUGAGCUUCCUCCGAUGCCCAACGGCACCGAGAAGGGGAGCUCUGUUGUCGGGGUUUACGAUGACCUGAUCAUUCUCGCCGGAGGCAUGACUGUGCUCAUGACAGGCUACCAAGACGCCGUCAACAGUGUGAUCGCUUUCAACACCACCUCCAACAGCUGGCAAAGACUCCCAAUGGCCGCGGCCGAGUUACCAGAAAGCCGCCAGCACUCCUCCGGCGCGGUGAUCGGUGAUACGUUCUACGUCGUCGGCGGAAGACGCUAUGGUCAGCUGAAUCACCGAGAUACCGUCUUCUCCCUUGAUUUGAGCAACAUGACUUCCGGCUGGCAGACGAGUCUCGGACACAUGCCGACAGCCCGUGGGGGUCUGAAUGGGGGUGCGGUGGGCGGCAAGUUCUACGCUUUUGGUGGCGAGGGCAAUGUGGAUUCUGUCACUGGCGUCUUCAACCAGACCGAGGUCUACGACGUCGAGACGCAGCAGUGGGCAGAACUGCAGCCUAUAAAGACUCCUCGCCACGGAACCCAGGCCGCUGCGGUUGGUGACAGGGUGUACAUCCCUGGUGGCGGUCUCCAGCAGGAUGGGAAGCAGGUCACGGUCAACGGAACGACUACCACACAGAACCCCGUAUCUCAUUUUGACGCGUACUGUGUGUAA